CCUCAACAUCAGCUGCAAACAGCAGCACCGUCGAUCUGACUGCAGCAGUUGCAUUAUUAACACAGCAAGUCACGACUCUCACACAGAAACUUGACGCGCACAUCGAGAAGUGUCAACAGUCAGAUAGAUCCACGCCCUCCAUUGCAUUCUGACAGCUCCUACGAGCCAGAGAACAUGGCCAAUAAUACAUUCGCCCAUCUUCCUCCGGAAGUAUUGCUGAUUAUUCUUCGCAAUGUACCGGAUCUGCCAUCGCUCUAUAGAUUCAUAUGUGCAUCAGCACAAGCUAAUGCGGUAUUUAAAAUGGAUGCUCCUCACAUUUUGGAUAAGGUCAUCAAGCGCUCAAUACCAGACUUUCAGCCUUUAGCUCGCAUGAUUUCUCUUUUAGGCUCGCUUGACAUCCGGAUUGGCUUCAAUCCACGUCGAUUAUCAGAAACAGUCACUAAAUACGGCGCUCUGCCUAAAGACCUACUCACCAAGGCUGCUCCGUCCUUGUACUUCAUAACUGGUACCUCGGGUCCGCGAUACGUGUUGCUGACAGCUUAUCGCAUUGAGCAUCUCCGACAUAUCUGUUUUACCACUCUUCUGCAAAAUAUUCAUGAACUCAUUUUUGUCAGUCCCGUGGACGGAAGAAAUUUCAGUGACGUCCAUACAUUGAAACAGUUCCGGCCUGGAGUAUUCUUCAAGCCCGUCGCCUGGUGGUCCCCAUCAUGGGUCGAAAGGUUUCGCAUUGAGCGAGCACUCUGGCGAUUAUUUAUGUACUGGAAUAUUGAAGCAAUCCAUUCUAAAGCUACUGUGCAAGAUCCUGACCUCCGUCAAUAUAAUAAAAGAAUACGGCAGCUCAGCGGAAGCAUAAUUGCAGAAGAACGAGAAGAAGCCAAGAUCAUAUCACACAGGGUUGAAGAGAUGAAUUGUAUAUCAGCAGCGGUUUAUGAAUUUCUCGGUUGCGAACCAGUGAAAUUCUUUACGGCCAUAUCCAGCCAGGAACGGAAAGCAUUGGUUACCAAAGCCCGGUCCAAGUUCGCACUCAGUUUCAAGGAGACUGCUGGUUGGAAGUUCGAAGACCCAAAGCCCUCAGAAGACACACCCUCUUAUUACUGGGGCCAGGCAGCGAGCUGGACGAAGAAGCCUAACUCCGAGUAUAGAGACUCCUAUUGGUCGGUAUGGGAGAGGGAGAGUCGUCUCCCUAGCUUUAGCAUAUUGAAUCUUGAAAGACGCGAUCUUUGGUUCUGUGAUUAUCUGGGCCUUUGCCUUUGGGAUUACAAACGAUUGUUGUAUCUUGGACUAGAUUAUGGAAAAUACUGGGAUCCUUCCUUGGGGCGUCCAGCGCAGCCUGACGGCAAGUUCUUUUCUUCAGACAGAUUGGAUGGCAGAUGGAGAGAUAUCUUCCUCCAUGAGUUAGCCAGAUUUCAAGGACAUGGACGGCGGAUGCUGUCAUUGAACUGCAAAAGCCACAUCGAACGUUGGGACAACGAGUUAAGACGUAGGCCACUGUUGGAUGGCUGGCGGCUGGAAGAGUCUUACUCUCAUAUGUACAAUCGUGACAUGAAAUAAGAGGAGGGAGAAAUGAUCUUCAUCGAGAAAAGCUCCAUUGCUGCUCAUUUAAAAUGUAUAAAGAUAAAGAUAAAGAAGAAGAAGAAGAAGAUAAAGAUAAAGAAGAAGAAGAAGAAGAAGAAGAAGAAGAAGAAGAAGAAGAAGAAGAAGAAGAAGAAGAAGAAGAAGAAGAAGAAGAAGAAGAAGAAGAAGAAGAAGC
Messenger RNA from Paecilomyces variotii, 1750 nucleotides. RefSeq lists its product as hypothetical. NCBI's taxonomy places the organism in Eukaryota, Fungi, Ascomycota, Eurotiomycetes, Eurotiales, Thermoascaceae. The transcript has a single exon. Bases 175 to 1551 code for a protein of 458 amino acids. The record is from RefSeq and is a predicted model, not a curated record.